CUCACACGCAGCUGCCGCGGGCUGGCCAUUGGAGACGCUUCAUACUGAGCAGCAAAAUGGCCGCCCGUCAACUCACCGACUCCACGGCGCUUUGAAAUUUCAAAUUCUUCUGCACACAAGGGGGGUUUACACUAUAACAACGCGCCGCUGUCCUCGGAGCCUCGACGAAUGCCUCAAAAAGAAGAGAAAAAAAACCCCGCACUGAAGCACUUUAGCUAAGCGAGCUAGCUAGCUUAGCACGCUAGCUCCCCUUCAUAUAUGAUUCUCGAGAAAGGCAUAUCAGGACAGGAGCAGUAGUUCAUGGAAGACAAGAAAAGGAAAAAAGACGACAAAAGGAAAAGGGAAGCCUCUCAGAAGGUUGCAGAACAAAAAAACAAAGUGCCAGACUUGACCAAGCCGGUGUCUGCCCAGUCUCCUGCCACUCAGAGCAGCUCUGCCUCCCCUAGCCCUGGACCCACCCCCUCUGCCUCCCCAUCCCCAGCCACCUCAGGCCCUGGCAGUGCUGCCAUCCCGUCACAGGGCGGCAACAAUGCCAAGCGCCUGGGGGUGGCCAACGGACAGCCCACCUCCACCACCAGUUCUUCCUCCACCGCUGGCGGCCCCAGUGCUGCUGGAAACGGCAGUACCAGUAGCGGAGGCGGAGCCCAGGCGCCUCAGCAGCAACCGCGCUACAUGCCGAGAGAAGUGCCGCCGCGAUUCCGCUGCCAGCAGGACCAUAAAGUGCUACUGAAGAGAGGUCAGCCGCCACUGUCCUCAAUGCUGCUGGGAGGGGGAGGAGGAGGGGAUGGCCCAAAUGCAAACAUGGCUGCUGUCACAGAUUCUGGUGCAGCUGCCCCCUCGUUGGCCCACACCUCAUCAUCAGCUGCUGCUUCUACUACUACUUCUAAUUAUGCAAAUUCCAUGUGGGGGGCGAGCUCAGCCAGCCAGACCUCCUCUCAGGGCAGGGAGAAGGUGAUUGUCGAUGGCAACGACCUGGAAGAGUGGCCUAGCAUCGCUGGCAGUGAUGGGGGAGCAGCUUCAUUCACCAGGGUUGGAGGGGGCAGCAGCAACAAUGGAAUGCCUGUGAACAGCAUCAGUGCCUCUGGCAACCAUUCCUCACCCACUUCCUCGUUCUCUUUGCCCAAUGAAUGUAUGCAGUCGUCCAAUGGUGUGGCAUGGGGGACGGCUGCCUCGCAGGGUCAUCUUGGAGGAGGGAAUUCGGUAGCUGCAGCUGGGCCUCUGCUACAACAGCCCUCCUCACUUUCCAAAGCCUCCACUGUGCCAGGGAGCCAUGAUGCCAGUGGCCCCGUCGACGGAAGCAGUGGGAUUCCAGGUGCCAACUUCAAUCCAAAUGCCAACCCUUCGGCCUGGCCUGCCCUUGUGCAGCAGGAUGGGCCUGCUGCUGCAGGGGAAGGAGGUCAGUCUUCCUUCCAUCACCAGGGCCCUGGAGGGUCUUUGUCUGCCAACAACUCCACUUCCCUGGGGCUGGGAGGUGGGGCAGUCGGGGUGCUGGGGGGUCACCCAUCAUUAUCUGUGAAUCAAUCAAGCACCCAUCAGCACCAACUUCACCAAAUGCAAUCCAGAGACAGAGAGAUGGGAGGGGGGAAGUGGGACAGCGAAUCAGCGGGACCAAAAAUCGCAGGUGGGGAAGGGAUUGGAGGAGGAAUGGACCGUGGUGUGGGAGGAGGCGGGAUGAGUGUGGGAGACCAUAACCUUGCCUCCUCAUGGAGAGGCCAGCCUUCUUACCCUGCAGCUAACUCCAAAACGGGUGCCUCGAGGACUGAUGGAUGGGAGGUAGGAGGAGGAGUCACAGGGGGAUUCAGAGCUGCUGAAGGGGAUAAUGGGACCUCAGGUUGGGGGUAUCAGAGUUCCACGAGUGGGGUUAAUGCUUGGGGCAGUGCUGGAACUGGGGGAAACAGUAGUCAAAAUUCUGGGGUAUCUCAGGGAGGGUGGGGGUCAUCAGGAGGAGGAGAGAGAGGAGUGUCUGGUGGUGAUUGGGGUGGGAGCUCCACUGGCAUUGGGGGAGCUAAUCCAGGAGGAGAGGGAAUCAGUGGAGCUUGCAGCAGUAACAGCAGCAGUAGUGGGGGUAGCACGGCUGGCAACCCCCCUGCCACCUCCUCGUCUUCCUCAACGGCCACCACUAUGACCAGAGUCUGGGACAAUCAGAAGGGAGAGGGUGAAACUGGGGAAUGGGGUGGGGGAGUAGGACAGGGAGCACAGGGAGGAUCUUCAUCCAGUGGCGGAAAUUCCAGAAAUGGGAGCGGACCUAACAGCAGUCAAAGUCGUCCUCGCCGCCCGGCACCUAAUACUGAAGCUGCCUUACAGAAUCUUCUAAGCCGGCCUGAUCUGGACCCACGGGUCCUGUCCAACACAGGCUGGGGCCAAACACAGAUCAGACAAAAUACAUCCUGGGAUGACGAAGAACAGGGAGGACAGAAAAAAGGUGGAUUGUCAUCAGCUACAUCAAAGCAUCCAUCUUCUCUUGGUAGUUCUUCUCAGUAUACUGGUGGACCCAGGACCCUAGCCACUGAAUCAGUGGGUCCAGGGGUCAAUCCUUCCCUGGCUCCAUCUGCUGGGUCCUCCGGAGAGGGUUGGGAAAGCAGCAGCAACAGUAGCAGUAGUGGGGCCUCUCUGUCUGGGAGAGCCCCACCACCUUCAGGCCCCAACUUGAGGAAUCUUGGCGUCUCACAAUCUGGGCCAGUGACCACAACAGGACUGGGAAUGGGGUCAGGGGUAAUACCAAGACAUAACCAGCAGGGGAAGCUUACAGGCUGGGGUGGAGAAGGGAUGGGAGCUGGAGAUGGCCAGGAUGCCAAGGGUUGGGGGAAUGAGGAAUGGAAAGACAGAAGUAGAGGAGGAAAUGGAGGAGGUAAUGGAGGAGGAUGGGGCGAUCUUGGGCAUCAGGGUGAACCAGUGAGUGGAGGCUGGGGAGGAAAUCAGGAGGAGAAAGGGGCAGGGAGUUGGAAAGACAUGGGUGGCAAUGGAGGAGGAAGCGGGUGGGGAUCAGGACAGAAGGCCGGGGCAGGAAGGGACUGGGGUGCGCAAGAGUCCAAAUCAGACAGUGGAGGAGGUGGAUGGGAGGAUGAGAGGAAGAAUGGAGGCGGAAACUCAGGUGGGGAUACAGGUGCGGGUGGUUGGGGAAAUUGGGAUGAUAGUGCUCCUCGGAGAACCUGGGGAGCAGGGGGCACAGGAGGAAGAGGGAGUGGUGGAGGGGGUAUGGGUGUUGUUGGGGGUAUGGGGUCCAAACCCCAUCAAAAUUGGAGUGGAGGAAACAAAAUGCACCAGAUGCCAAACAGCCAGUUGGGCUCCAUCACAGGCCCUCAGGCACAACUGCAACAGCAACAAUCACAGCCCCGCAAUCAGCAUCCACAGCUGCAGCAAGCGUUGGACCAAGGGGCUAUGCAAGGGGGCGGGGGGAGGAAACCCAUCACUCAAGCCCAGAAUCAGAAUCAGAACCAAAGCUCAGGCUGGACCUCGGGCCCCAUCCCUGGUGGCCCCGGAGGAGGUGGAAGUGGAUCUGAACCAAGCGGCUGGGAGGAACCCUCGCCGCAGUCUAUAAGCAGGAAGAACGAGAUAGAUGAUGGAACGUCAGCGUGGGGAGACCCAACCCGUUACAACUACAAGCCAGUCAACUUGUGGGAUAAGAACAGCGCCCCUGCUGGUCAGCAGCCGCAUGCUCAAGGUCAGGUCCAGCAGCAGCAGCAGCAGCAGCAACAACAGCAACAACAACAACAACAACAGCAGCAGCAGCAGCAGCAGCAACAGCAGCAGCAGCAGCAGCAGCAGCAACAGCAGGGACCUCCAAUACAGCAGCAGCCUAGCAGGCAGGCUGCAGGGCUCGGAGGUAACAGAGACUUCAACACUGGCCAUGGACCAGGGAAAGCUUCUGCUAUGGAUCCGUCAGGUUGGGGUGGUGGUACUUCUCCAACUAGUCCUACAUUAGACAAUGGCACAGCAGCGUGGGGGAAGCCUACUGAUGCCCCUACUGGCUGGGGAGACCCUGACAAUGCUGGAGGGAAGACAGCAGGCUGGGGCAACCCUUCUCCCAACCCCAUCAAAUCUGGAUCAAAGUCUAUGCAAGAGGGCUGGGGCGACAAAGAAAGUUCUGUGGCAGCCUCGCGUCACUCGAGCUGGGAGGAUGAGGAAGAGGGAGGCGGCAUGUGGAACAGCACUGGCUCCCAAGGAAGUGGCUCAUCUUGGGGACAGGGAAGCAACGGGGGCUGGGGACAGAGCCACGCUGGGAAGAAGCCCAGCAACAAGGGUCCACUGAAGGCUGGUGGAGGAGACUCGUGGAUGAGCCCCAUCAACAGACAGUUCUCUAACAUGGGGCUGCUGAAUGAUGAUCCCAGUGGCCCAAACAUUGACCUGGCUCCGGGUUCUCUUCAGGAGAAGAAGAUGGAGGCAGAGAAAAGAGGCAUGGGCAUGAAUGAUUACAAUGGAGACAUGAGGAAGGCCGGAAGAGGAGGAGGAGGAGGAGGAGGGGGGAUGCCAUAUCGUCCACCUGUUUCAAAAGAGGCAGCACCUGGGGAUCCUGGGUCUUACUAUGACAAGACCUUGCCUUUGACCAAUCAGGAUGGGUGUCUUGGGGAGGAGGGUCCUUGCUCUCUGUACUCACCACCCACUGUCUACAAGCCCCAUUCCCUCUUCAACCACACUAUCCCUUUUAGACAAGGCGGCCACAGUAUCUUUGGCAGCGGUGGAGGGAUGGCCCAGUCAAGACACCAGCCAAGUGUCCCACCCAUAAACCAGUCCCCAGGGAUACGAGCGCAAGUGCCUCAUCAGUUCCUGUCACCUCAGGUGCCGGGCUCCGUGGUGAAGCAGAUGCCCCCUCCCAGCGGGAGCGUGGGGGGUGUUGGCAGUGUGGGAGGAGUGGCAGGGGUCGGGGGAGGUGUGUUCCCUCCGCAGCUGUCCCCCCAGCAUAUUGCCAUGCUCAGCAGCAUCUACCCACCCCAUAUUCAGUUUCAACUGGCAUGUCAGCUCCUCCUCCAGCAGCAGCAGCAGCCACAGCAGCAGCCACAGCAGCUCCUGCAAAACCAGAGAAAAUUCCCGCCAAAUGUGCGGCAGCAGGCUGACCCUCAGCAGUUGGCCAGGAUCAUGGCAGUGCUCCAGCAGCAGAGGCAGCAGCAGCAGGUCGGAGCUUUAGGCAGCAGCUCCAAACUCUCCCCUUCUCACCAUGUUGGAGUUGGAAUGGGGGGUCCCAAAUUGCCUGUGGCUGAUCCCUUGCCCCAUCCAGGCUUGUCAGGAUCUGUGGCUGACAUGCACCAUAAAACUCUCGGACCAUACACUGGGUUUGGUUCUGGGGUGAACCUCCCAGGUCUGGACCUGGGUGGGUCUGUCUUGGGGGGGCCUGGGGGCAUGAAGGACCUCGGGGGUCAGCAGUCACGCUUCAAAUGGAUGAUGGAGGGACACUCUUCUCCAGACACAACCUCACCUGAGAAUGCAUUCCAUAAAAAUGGUCCUAUCACCCCCAUUAAGAUGCCAGGGGGCUCGCCCUACUCUCAGUACGACAUGAUGGUUGGAGACGGACUGGGUGACAACUGGCAUCGCACCCCUGGCAAGAUGAUCAACAAGCCUGCUACCACAACCAGCUGGCCACCUGAGUUCCAGCCUGGUGUUCCCUGGAAGGGGAUUGAUCGCGUGGACCCUGAAUCCGACCCCUACAUGACCCCAGGGAGCAUGAUGGGAAAUUCAGUGUCCCCCAGCCUCAAUGAUACUGAUCACCAGUUGUUACAAGACAAUACAGAUUCCACCCCUCCCCUCAACACCUUGCUGCCUUCACCUGGUGCCUGGCCCUACAGUGCCUCAGACAGUCCCCUCAACAACGCACACAACUCAGCAAAGUACACAGACUACAAGACCAGCUGGCCCCCAGAGCCCAUCGGACACAAGUCCUGGAAAGCCAGCCGUGGCAACAGCCAGACCCAGUUCUCCCGCCCCCCUCCAGGACUAGCCAGUCAGAAGCAGCCAUCAUCUUCCCCUUGGUCAGGAGGAGGCCCUCGACUGGCCGGCAGGGGCUGGGGCGGAAGCUCCAGCACCACUGGCUCAGCUUGGAGUGACGGCAGCUCUCGGGAAAGCUGCUGGUUGGUGCUUAGCAACCUUACACCGCAGAUUGAUGGCUCUACACUGAGGACCAUCUGCAUGCAGCACGGUCCCCUGCUGACCUUUCAUCUUGGCCUGACCCAGGGCACAGCUCUAAUUCGCUAUGGCUCCAAACAGGAGGCAGCCAAGGCCCAAAGUGCACUCCACAUGUGUGUUCUGGGUAACACCACCAUCUUGGCGGAGUUUGUGAGCGAGGAGGAUGUGGCCCGCUACAUUGCACAUUCCCAGGCUGGAGGAACAGGUAACGGAGGAACCACGGCCGGCUCUGCAGGCUCCGGGCCCACGGCAUCCUCCGUGGUGGGGGCCAACAGUAAUGGAGGCAGCUGUGAGAGAGGAGUCAGCAGCGGGGGAGGUGGAUUAGAAGGAGGAUCCACAGCUGGGGGAGGAGGAAAUGGGGGAGCCGGGCCCACCAGCUCCGGGUGGCAGAGUCUGGACAGCACAGGCAGCUCAUCGGACCAGUCCGCCACCCAGGGCCCCGGGCUGGGCAUCUUUACCCAGUGGAGCAAUGGGAGCGGGAUGGGUGGGGCUGGAGGUGUGGAGGCUGGAAGACAGGGCCUGUGGGGGGGGGUGGGGGGGAUGGGCGGGGCGGGGUACCCCAGCAGUAGCCUCUGGGGUUCCCCAGCACUGGAGGAUCGUCACCAGAUGGGCAGCCCUGCCUCGCUGCUUCCAGGGGACCUGCUGGGCGGGGGGGCCGACUGACAUACAAAUAAACAUUUUACACCCAAGUCAUAAUACAUGUGUCACACUCUGUACUUAUUUACAUGCAGAGAUGACGUGAAUUAAAGCUACACUGGUCCCCCAACAUGCAGAAGCUCAAUAUUCAUACUACACACAGGCUACCUUCAGUACAUGCAUACAGGAUUUUCCCACACACAUCGAACCGCAUUACUUUAAAUGAAGACAUCAGUUAAAACUUGAACCGGGGGAAAAGGUGAAAUCCAUUCAACUGUUUAGGACUCAACUUGACAGCUUUGUCUUUUUACUCCGAAUCCCAUCUGCAGUCAGAGACCCAGUCACUCAGGCAUGCACUGUAGACAGGCUCAGCCAGAGUCGUACACGUCAACAAGUUUAGCUAUUGCUGUUUUUAGUGUGCCACAUAUAUUUUUUUUCUUUUGUAAUAAUAUGUAAUGGAUGAAUCUCAAAAUUCAGACUUGCAAACUGAGCCCUCGUAGACCUUGCAGGCGUACUUCUGACUUCUCAUGUUUGGAGGCUUGAAAGUGGUGGAAGGAUCCGGAGUCUGUCGAAAAGUUUUGGGCGGCGCCACACUACUGAGUCAAAUGGACGAUCAGCAACCGUUGCGGUGUGGAACAGGAGGGUGUUUCUAGUAGGUACUGACACCUCUACCUUGGUGGAAAUAUGCCAUCAACAUGGGACCCAGGGUUAAAAAAAAAAAAAUCUUAACAAAAAACAACAUUAGCCAAACUUGCACUAUAUGCCUUUGGGUUUGUUGUUGACACAUCAUCCACAAAUCCCUCCAUCUUUGAAACAGAGCUACAACACAACUACACAGACCUUGCAGGACAACUAAAUGUUACAACAGCAGUGGCCUUGGCUAACUCCCAGCGGCCGCCUGCCAUGUCAGCAGCAUCACACCUUCUCAUCAGUUACACACUGCUCUUAUAUUUGACAAGCAAAAUUGUAUCUCCUUGUUGGUGUGCGUUGGUUGUUAAUCAUCAUAUAUUUUUUUCUGUUUUAAAAGAAAAAGACAAAUGUGUGAAACUUUGUGGAAAUCCAGAGAUGUCCUCUUUUUUUUGUUUUUCUUUUUUGCCCUUCAAACACUGACCUCGCUGUUAUAUUUUUUCUUACUCGAGAAAAUCAAGUUGGUUAUUAUAUAUUGUCAUGAUGUUGAUGAUGACUAGAUCACUUAUUUACUCGCUGUACAAGGUGCCCUCCUUGCCUGCCUGUGUGUGCAUGAAAGGAGUGUCGACAGGAUGACCGAAUGGCGGAGGAUGCGAUGAAGACGAUGAGGAUGAUGAUGAUCGGGAGUGUCUAUGUUAUCGCUACAAUGUUGAAUGUGUUUUUUUUUUCUUGUCCAUGAGAGAUUCAUGAGAAAUUUUGGUGUGUGUGAGAGAGAGAGAGCGUGGAUGGAUGGAUGUAUACACGUUUUUGUGCUUGACUGACUGUUGUGAUAGCUAAAAAGUUCAAAAACAUCGGCACUAUUGCAUAUGUCUCUUAAGUUGUUUUUUUUAGCAGCAUUUUGUUCCUGUUUGUAUUUUUUUUUGUUUGUCAAAUGCAAUAAGAGAAUGAUAUUUUGUUUUUAAGACGAAGCAACCAACUGAAGGCAUUUCUGUUAAGAUGCCAAAUCCUACCAUUACCAAGCUGAGCUGGAACAGUGUUUUACAGACACGUUAAAAGACAUUAUACAUAUGUUUUCCUGUUUGUUUAUUAUGUAUCAAUUUAAAUUAAGUCAGUCUUUAUUAUCAUUCCUGUUCAGGAUGUUUUCAUUUAUCUCAGAUGUUACAAAAAAAGAGAGGAAAUUAAUUUAAAGCAGAAAAGAACAAGAUAAUAAAGGUUGAAUUGAA
Scophthalmus maximus (turbot) is the source of this 8600-nucleotide messenger RNA. RefSeq names its product trinucleotide repeat containing adaptor 6Ba (gene tnrc6ba). Gene Ontology annotation, cellular component: nucleoplasm; P-body. Lineage: Eukaryota; Metazoa; Chordata; Actinopteri; Pleuronectiformes; Scophthalmidae. Bases 301 to 6777 code for a protein of 2158 amino acids. Gene Ontology annotation, biological process: miRNA-mediated post-transcriptional gene silencing; positive regulation of nuclear-transcribed mRNA poly(A) tail shortening. Gene Ontology annotation, molecular function: nucleic acid binding. The record is from RefSeq and is a predicted model, not a curated record. The transcript is spliced from 23 exons.